This is a messenger RNA of Betta splendens (Siamese fighting fish), 1856 nucleotides long. Its product is annotated as matrix metalloproteinase-20-like. Gene Ontology annotation, biological process: proteolysis; extracellular matrix organization; amelogenesis. The transcript is spliced from 10 exons. The record is from RefSeq and is a predicted model, not a curated record. NCBI's taxonomy places the organism in Eukaryota, Metazoa, Chordata, Actinopteri, Anabantiformes, Osphronemidae. Bases 121 to 1569 code for a protein of 482 amino acids. Gene Ontology annotation, molecular function: metalloendopeptidase activity; zinc ion binding. Gene Ontology annotation, cellular component: extracellular matrix.
UUGGAUUUGCAAGUGCUCUGAGUCACAAUCGCCAUUUAAAAGGCUUUGCCAUUAACUACACAAUCCAUCACAUUGAGCCUCGCUGGACUCUUAGUGUUCGUGCAGCCCACACUCUGUCAGAUGCUGCUCUGCUGCUGCGUCCUGCUGGCGCUCACGGCGGGUCCGUGUUCGACAGCACCCACCCUGAACCCGGACGCGGUCUCUCCUGCACCGGCACCGGUCCACCUGCAGCUGGCCACAAAAUACCUCCAGCAGUUCUACCAGCUGCAGGAAGAGCCUUCGGGGCGCACAAAGCGGAGCGGACCGUCCUUCGCCUCAAAGGUAAAGGACAUGCAGCUCUUCUUCGGGCUCAAUGCAACCGGCGCGUUGGACCCAGAGACCCUGGAGGUGAUGACGCGGCCGCGCUGCGGCGUUGCGGACGUGGAGGAGUACAGCCACGUGCAGGGGACGCGGUGGCACAAGAGCGUCAUCAGCUACAGCAUCGGCAGCUACACCAGGGAUUUGCCUCGUGACACCGUGGCCUCUGUGAUCGAGUCGGCGUUGAGCGUUUGGGCCAGAGCCAGCGGCCUGACGUUCGUUAGGUCGCAGACACGCAACGCCGACAUCAUGGUGGAGUUUGUGACCAACAGCCACGGUGACAUGUACCCGUUCGACGGACCCAGGGGCACGCUGGCCCACGCCUUCGGACCGGGCUCGGGGGUGGGAGGGGACACGCACUUUGACGACGACGAGCAGUGGACAGCGGGAGAUAAAGGUUUCAAUCUGCUACUUGUAGCAGCACAUGAAUUUGGCCACGCGUUGGGCCUGAAGCACUCCACGAACCCUCAGUCGCUCAUGUAUCCGACCUACAAAUCCACACGUUCAGCCAACCUGCUGUCGAGAGAAGACGUGGCCAAUAUCAACGCUCUAUACAAUCCAGCCAGAGGUCGUCCCAGUUACUUUGUGAGGUACGGCUGGAGCCCCUGGCUGUCGGGGCCCCUGUUCCCACAGCGUAUGCACAACAGAUGCGCUGCAGACCUGAGCUUUGAUGCAAUGUCCACUCUGGGAGACGCCACCUUCUUUUUCAGAGACAAAUAUCUUUGGAUAAAACACAAUGAGCAACACGACAUUAAAGAAGGUCCCAUCAUCAACUUCAUGCCUAAGAUUAAAAGCAGCAUCGAUGCAGCCUUCUGGGUCCCUCGGCGAUCCACAGCUUACCUCAUUCAUGGAUCCAUCUUCUGGACCGUCAGAGGCUCUCUCAUGAGGGGGAAGCCCAGGCCGCUCAGCCAUUUUGGAUUCCCUGCGUGGGUGCAGGACGUUGACGCUGCCGUGCACAUGGUGAAAACAGGACGCACCCUGUUCUUCAUACGUGACAUUUACUGGAGCUUCAAUGAAAACCGGAGGGUUAUGGAUUUCGGUUACCCAAAGUACAUCAGCGAGGACUUUCCAGGAGUCAACACAACUAUAAACGCAGCCUUUCAUAAAGACGGUUUCAUCUACUUCUUUGUCGGACCACAAGUCUACAAAUACGACUACUCCCAAAAACAUGUUGUUGGAGUUGAGACAGCGAAUUCCUGGCUUGGAUGUUGAAAUUCUGUAAAUCCAUGAAAACGCAACAGUUACCUGGGAAACUGCAGGACCAGUGUAACGCGGCCUCUGUCACUGAGUUUUAUGGAUCAGUUAUCAUAUUUUUGCCAGAAUACAGUAUCUGAAACUGAUGUUUUGUGUGUGGUUUUUAAAUGUACAUACUCCUACAUCAUACACACAUACUGUAGCAUGUACAAUAUUCAAAGUCCAGAUGUAGCAUCUAAACGUUUCAUUCGAGGAUUUAUCUAUCUGAUACAUAUAUAAUUAUAGGAAAAUAUUUAGGCUUACAU